Eleginops maclovinus (Patagonian blennie) is the source of this 8155-nucleotide messenger RNA. RefSeq names its product GREB1 like retinoic acid receptor coactivator (gene greb1l). The coding region runs from base 110 to 5938 and encodes 1942 amino acids. NCBI's taxonomy places the organism in Eukaryota, Metazoa, Chordata, Actinopteri, Perciformes, Eleginopidae. The record is from RefSeq and is a predicted model, not a curated record. The transcript has 33 exons. Gene Ontology annotation, biological process: kidney development; multicellular organism development.
GAUCACUGAGUGAAAUAUCUUUGCUGAAGGUUUCCGCUGAGUAGUAGAGAUCCAGCAUGUAGCAGAGCUGAACAAGUCCCUUCACGUCUGGGAACAAUCCAACAACAUAAUGGGGAAUUCGUAUGCUGGGCAGCUGAAGUCAGCUCGAUUUGAAGAGGCUCUCCACAACUCUAUCGAGGCGUCGCUGCGCUCAAGCAGUGGAGAUCCACAGCCCAUCUUCACACAGCUCUACCUUGAGCCGGAGCAGUAUCCUGGUAACAUGGAAGACAUGAAGUCAAAAGCAGACAUCCAUGGUGUGGAGCCAGGCCCCGAGCUUAUGAACGGAAACUCUUCCAACGAUCUGGAGGAGAUGGAGGACGAUGACGACUCUGACAGCAGCAGCCCUCCACUCCCCUACCUUCAGACCGCUGCACCAGACGGCUGCUGCACACUGGACGGUUUCUGCCAGGCCGGCAAGGACCUCCGCCUGGUCUCCAUAGCAACCGAGCCCAUUGAAGUCCCUGGGGGCUUCGAGCUGGUCGGCGCCCGGUCCCCCGGUGUGCCCGAGCACAUCCUGGUGUGUGCCGUGGACCGCCGCUUUUUACCUGAUGAUAAUGGGAAAAAUGCACUUUUAGGUUUUUCAGGGAACUGUGUGGGCUGCGGAGAAAAGGGUUUCAGAUACUUCACUGAGUUUUCAAACCACAUCAACCUGAAGUUAUCCACCCAGCCAAAGAAGCAGAAGCACUUAAAAAACUACCUGGUGAAGAAUUCUCAGGGUGCUCUGUGCAAAGGACCCCUCAUCUGCUGGAAAGACAGUAAAUCCCGUCAGUUCUCGAACAGCGCAUCGACGUCAAAACCCAGCUCGUCCUCCUCUCUCAGCAGCAAAGAAAAUGGAGGUGCCAGUGGACACAGCUCCUCUCCCUUCUCCAUGUCAGAUUCUCCCCCCACCAGAACAACGCAAAUGUCCUCCGUCUUUUUUGGGAGUCAGGACCUCAGAGACUGCAGUUUCAUCAAACCUCUGUCAUCCAUACCUGGAAACAAGACUCUACCAAUAGUACCCACAGCUCUGAGGGUGAACAUGCCAACAAAUGGCCUGGGUGUUGAUGGGCGUCCUCCCUUACUGAGCCCCUCGCAGGUCUCUUUAGGGCCUCAGAUUCAGGGGUACCGCACUGCUGACUUAGGAGACAGUCCUGUAUCCACUGCCAUGAACUCGGGUCCUCCAAAGAAGCGCCACAGGAGCUGGCAUCCCAACUCGUUGGUAACCGUCCCACCGACAGCCGCCCCUGUGCCCCCCAUCCGACCCAUAGUUUGUUCUCCAGGCUCUGUGUUAGGAGUGUCCUCUGCUCAGCCACCGGUAGCAGGAAUCAUUCAGCCCCAACCUGUCACUGUGGGAGAGACGGUCAUCGUCCCAGACAACCUGCUCAACUCUUCAGGAGUUCGCCCUGUCAUCCUCAUCGGGCAUGGCACUUUACCUUAUUUCUAUGGGAAUGUUGGGGACAUAGUGGUCAGCCCCCUCCUGGUCAGCUGCUAUAAGAGCAGCCAGCUGACGGAGAAGAGUCUGGAGACGUUGGGCCUCAACAGCAGCCAGCUUCUCUGUGUGGAGACAAUGAUUCUGCUCACUUUACAGUAUCUUGCACGUUUAGGCUCGGUGCAGAUUCCUCUCAGGGAGGAGUUGGAGCAGAUCGUUUUGAAGGCCAUGCUGUGCUGUCCCAGGGGUACGGCCAUCUCCCCGUCCCAGCUGCCCUGGUUGGCUCGGCUGGAAGCCAGCGUCUCAGGAGGCAGCGUACAUGUCGUAGUUACCCAUAAUUCCUUGGGAGAGGGCAUUUCGGAGUCCCUUCGUUCGCUCACUGAGGGUCCCCACCAGCAGAAGUGCCUGCCCACCUAUGUAGUCAUUAUAUGUGCCUCUAAAAUUAGCGGCAACGAGUUCUGUGUGCUCGUAUUGGGAAAGUACCAAGCACGGGCCUUAGCUGAAGGCAUGCUGACAACAAAUGAGUUUCUGAAGGAGAUCAGCUAUGAACUCAUCACAGGGAAAGUCAGCAUCUUGGCGUCUCACUUCAAAACCACGUCACUAGGGGACAAUCUGGACAAGCAGCUGGUGCGAUACCAGCGCCGACGGAAGGGACAGGUCAUCCAGCCCUUCCAGGGCGAUGUCAAUGAUUACAUCCACUCGCAGGAGUCUGCCAGCAUGUCACCGCCCUCAGACAGAGCAGAGAUGUUAUGCAAGGUCUUCCAGAUCCAUCCGAAACAGCUGAGCGUGGCUCGGAGCCUGCUCUCUCAAGUCUGCUCCAUCGCCGACUCGGGAACCCAAAACCUCGACUUAGGCCGUUUUUGUAAAGUGGACUUCCUUGUUUUGGUUCCUCCAUCUCACAUUCUGGUACACCAGACGGCACAGCGCAUCCGACAAUCAGGAGUGCUUGUUGACCUGGGAGUUGAAGAUGUCUGCUCAGCCUACCAGAAAUCAGACAAAUAUGUGGUGCGUCUGGACGCUGAUGUUCAUGUUAAGAUGGAAGCCUUCAUGAAGAAAGUCAAGCAGAACCCCUACACUCUGUUCGUCCUCAUUCACGACAACUCACACGUCGACCUCACAAGUGCUCUGUCCGGCUCUGUGUGCCACGGCGAGCUGCAGGGUUUGGCUGACCGUGUGGUGAACUGCCAGGAGGUUUUGGAUGCCAUGAACCUCCUGGUGCUGCAGGUCAGUUGCUUCCCACACACACUGCAGACCCACCAGUCCCGCAUCAGCAUCCACAACGAAGUUCACUGGCCCACCAACGAAAGUCUGCAGGGGGAGCAGUCUCACAAUGAGUUGCUCUACUUUGGCCUGCGGGACUACAGCAGCUCCCUGCAGUGGGGCGUGGCCAGCCCCAUCCUGCGCUGUGAUGAUGCCUUUGAGAAGAUGGUCCACACACUGCUGGAGAGACAUCCGCACCUGCACAGCAUGGUGAUCCGCAGCUACCUGCUGAUUCAGCAGUACACUGAGGCCAUGAUGGCUCUGACCUCUUCGCCCUCGCUGAGAGACCACAUAACCCCAGAGACCCUGGCCAUGGUAGAGGACCUUAUCAACGCUCCAAGCAGAGAGGGCUCUAAGGGCCGGGGCCACAUGCUGCUUGUUCGAGUCCCCUCCCUGCAGCUGGCGAUGCUGGCCCGGGAACGACUAGAGGACGUGAGGGACAAACUGGGGCUGCAGCUGUGCUUCGCUGUGCUGCUGGGAAGCCCCGCCUCUGAGCUCAACCUGCACAAAAACUUCACCAGUCGCCUCAGGGCAUGGAGAGGUUGUGAGAAUGAAGACUGGGUACCGCACACUUAUGAGGAUCUGGAGGGGCUGCCCUGCAUCGUCAUCCUGACGGGGAAGGACCCUCUUGGAGAAACCUUCCCCAGAUCUCUGAAAUACAGCGACCUGCGUCUGAUAGACUCCAGCUACCUGACUCGUACAGCCCUGGAGCAGGAGGUGGGUCUGGCCUGUACCUAUGUCUCCAGUGGCGUGGUCCAGGAGCCAAAGAAAGCCAUUGCCCCUCGUGAGUCAGACUCUGAGAAGGCCACCACCAGCAUGAAUGAUGGAGAUGAGCUGGAAAGGCCUCAGAGCAACGGCAGCGCUGCGACCAGAACCUCCGGCUCUUUGGUAGAAAACGGAGUCAGUUCAUCAGACGUCGCAGACCAUUUCCAGAAGCCAUCCACCUCCACCUGCCCGCCUGAAAGCGGCAUCACCUCAGACAUCGGCACGGCAACACAAGGCUUCAAGCAAGAGUGUGAUUCCGUGGGAAGCCAGUUCUCCUCCAACCCCUCAAAAACCUCCAAAGCCCCUCCCUCUCUUUACUCCAGCUCUGCCUCGUCCUCGCCCUCCCCAUCGUCCUCCUCCACCCAGAGGCCGAGCCAGUCCACACAGUGUGGUCGAGGGCCUAAGCCCGCUCGGGUGUCGCCCCGGACAGUCAUCAUGUCGCGGGCGGCGUAUAAUCUUCUGGCGGGGGAGUCCGGGAGUCAGCUGAGCUCCUUCUCCCUGCUGCCUCAUGCCGAUGUGGCGUGGAGCAGCCCGCUGAGGCCGCUUAUCACUCACAACCUGCAGGGGGCAGAGCAGAGCAGCUACUACCGCCAGUGGACCAUCGCCAGGCAGCAUCACGCCGAUUACGAGGCUCCAUCUGUGCCACAUCCACGGCGCCUUCUGCUCAGCGGACCCCCACAGGUGGGAAAAACCGGUGCCUAUCUUCAGUUUCUCCGUAUCCUGUUUCGGAUGCUCAUCAGAUUGUUGGAGGUGGAUGUGUAUGAUGAGGAAGAGGAGGAGGAAGAAGAAACAUCAGAGGUUACAACACUCAUAAAUACCCAGCUGCCUGACAUUGAGGAUGUGAGAAAGCUGCCCUUUGAACCCUACCCCCGGGACCCUAAGUUCAAGAAGGCCAGUCCUGUUUACACUGACAAGAUGCCAAAGUACUUUAAAGAUUUUAAGCAAGAAGGCGAGAGCCAAACACCAGCCAAACGAGAGACCAAGUCCAUACGCCUGAGCAGGUUUGCCGCCCACAAUGCCUUUCAUCACUGUGAACAGUGUCACAGCUACUGUGAAGCAGGCCCCGCCACACAGCUGUCAGAGUGCACCUUCCAUGCUUUCACCUUCUGCUCGUCUAUGCUGGGGGAGGAGGUCCAGCUCCAGUUCGUCAUUCCCAAAGCCAAAGAGCAGCACUUUGUUUUCAGUCAGCAGGGCAGCCACUUGGAGAGCAUGCGCCUGCCUCUGGUCUCCACCAAGGACCCUAAUUUGUUAAAGAGUCCAAUCUUCACGCCGACUACAGGACGCCAAGAGCACGGCCUUCUCAACAUUUACCAUGCCAUGGAGGGUGCUGCUCAUCUGCACAUUCUCGUGGUUAAGCAGUUUGAGAUGCCCCACUACAGGAAGUACUGGCCCAACCACAUCCUGCUCGUCUUGCCGGCUAUGUUCAACAGUUCGGGAAUUGGUGCUGCACGCUUCAUGAUCAAAGAGCUGUCGUAUCAUAACCUGGAGCUCGAGAGAAACCGACUUGAGGAGCAAGGCGUCAGGAGGCAAGAUGUAUGGCCUUUCAUUGUCAUGAUGGACGACUCCUGCGUGCUGUGGAACACACACCAGCCGGCAGACAGCAGUGAGACAACAGAGGGAACCAACGUGUCUCUAAAGAGGGUGCUGCAGCAUAUGGAAACCACACCGAAGAUCUCCCUGUAUGCAAUGUGCGGCACUCGCAGGUGGAGCAGCAGCCUAGCUCGCAGGUCUCCCAGCCAACCCUUUAGCCGCUGUCACCUCCACGACUGCGUCAUGCUAAACGUGGACCUGACGCAGAAUGUUCAAUAUGACCUUAAUCGGUACAGCUGUGAGGAGGUGGACUUUAAUCUAAGAGUGAACAGCAGUGGGCUGCUGCUGUGUCGCUUCAACUACUUCAGCCUCAUGAAGAAACACAUUCCAGUUGGGGGGAACAAAGACUUCCUGGUCAAACCGAAACUCAUGGAAAUAGAUAACCCCACCACAAUCAGCCCCUCGCAGUAUGUCUGCGCCCCAGACAGCGAGCAGACCCUCCUGGACGCCCCGGCCCAGUUCCUGCUUGAAAAGUUCCUGCAAAGCUGCAGCCACAGACUGUUUCCAAAGGCCGUUCAGAACAGAAACAACCCAGUUCUGUCCAUCGACAGCUACCUCAACAUCAGCCCGGAGAUUUCUGUGUGCUACAUCAACUCUCGUCCACACUCCACCAACCUGAGCCAUCAGGGCGUGCUGUUCAGCGGCCUGCUGCUUUACCUCUGUGACUCCUUCGUCGUUUCUGGACUCCUCAAGAAAUUCCACUUCCUCAAAGGCGCCACUCUCUGUGUGAUCUGUCAAGACCGGAGCUCCCUGCGUCAGACCAUCGUCCGACUCGAGCUGGAGGAUGAGUGGCAAUUCCGCCUGCGGGACGAGUUUCAGACAGCCAACUGCAGUGAGGACCGGCCCCUCUACUUUCUGACUGGCCGCCAUGUAUGAACCUGACACAUACUGGAUCCACUGCUCUGCUGCAGAAACACUGUAGGAAAGGAGAAAAUAUUUGAUCCCAAACGAGCCAGCGAUCAUAAUUCCUGCCUUUCCAAUGGAAGGGCAGAGGGGAUAAGCUGUCAUGUGGACACAUGUGCACUAUGCCUGGCUCUGAAGAGGGUCGGUGCUUGUUUUAACUUUUGCCUGAAGCUGGGCUAGUCUCAACUUGAGCUUGUGUUCUACAAAAAAAAAGUCUAAUGUGGAAAAAACCAAAGCCCAGCGGAAACUGAACUUUAUUUGUUUUGAUGUUUGCAUAAAUGGACGAUCCCAGAUCAAUGAUGUGACUAUUUGAAGAUUGUAUCUGUACAUACAUACAUAUGUACUUUAAACAGUAUGUCCUUUUCUGGACUUACUGUUUAUCUCAGGGUUUUAAAGGGAGAUCUAAAGGGAAGGUUGCUGAAGCUGUUCUCACCGUGUAUUGUUGACAUUAACUUAUGUUGGCACUAAAGAUAUCUCAGCUGUACCUUACCUUUUCCCUUCGCUUUGCUUGUCCCUCCUUGUCUGCUCUGCCUCUCAAACAAAGCUCAUUGACAAGUCAGAUCACUACAUGAAAGACAUUUUAACAUAUGCCCUGUAGCCUAUUUGAAUCAUAACACGAAUGCAAAUAGGGACUCACUCUGUCUUGUGCCUCGAAAAAUAUUUAUGUGGCAUUGAUAAUCCUUCUGACUGGGAGCUGUAUGAGUGUGGUUUAGUCUGUAAAUGACUGACACAUUCAUUACAACUACAGAAAAGUACAAAUUGUGGAUUUUUAAGGGGUGUAUAUAGUUGUUUAUUGGUUUAAAUACACAACUUUGAAGCAGGUGUGUCGUCCAGAACAGAGUUGUUUUACUUUUACAACGUAUCUUUAUAUAUUCUAUGCCAAUCAGGUUGAGCAACAUGGAAGUGGGACUAGUUUGCUGGUAUGUUUUAAAUUACAUAUGUUUUGGUAAGGCAUCUACUGAUUUGAAUACUGGGUAUUUUAGCAUAAUCACAUAAAGUCAGUAAAUACCAUAUAAUAAGCAAGCCUCUUCACUGCCAAAUAUCCUGCUACUGACUGUGCCUGGGAUUUCACUUCCUGUUACAAUGAGGUUUAUUGUAAGUAGAUGGUUUUGGCUACCAUCCACACUCACAGUCUGACAACUUUUUGUCCCCACAACAAAGGAAAAUCAAGGAAAGGGUUAUAAACGGUGGAAAGCAGCUGACCAGAUCAUUUCAUAUACUUGAAAGAAGAAUGUUUUUGUAUGUUAAUGUGCAGGGUUGUCCAAAGAAUGUGCCUUAAGUGAUGUUUCAUAAAGUCACUGCUUGAGUCACAAUUUUUUUGGACCAAUAAGAAUGAAGAAACCAUUUAACGGUGAGGCGAAGAAGUGUUGUUUGUCUGAUUGAAGCAAAUUGAAAUAAUUGGAUUUCGUACUACUGUACUGUUUAAAGGUUUGUUUACAUUAUUAAUAUAUUAUAUCAUUCCCCGAACCACUGAGGGUUACUGAUGUUUUUUUAGUCUUGUGUAACUUUUGCCAGUCUGUUUCAGUCAUGACGUCUUUCUGCAUUUUAUUUUAUGUUGCAACGGCAAAAAGAAUCUACCUAGAUGUGUCCUUAACCAUAUGUCUGUAUCCCGUCCUGUUCUUGUGUUGGAUUUUUAUUGAAAAUGAAAAUCAGGUCCAUGAGGGAUUCUUAUUUAUUUGACAAGCAUUUUGGACUGAUAAUCAUAUUGAAGUGUAAUAUUUGAUUGCAUGCUUAGCUCGCUUAAAAUGAGGCAGUGUGUCCUCUUCAAAACCAUCCACGAAGGCUUUGCACACGACCCAAAGAACGAUUCUUAGAACUAUUGAAUGUGAAUGGGGCGAGGAAAUAUAAACUUGCACUAUACAAGUUGCCAGCAGAAAAUAUAUAUUUCCCACUGUUAAUUUCACGCCCCUAAAUUUGUCCAAAUAUAAGACUGGUGAUCCAAACUUUAAAUUAAACUCCAAUGGUCCGUAGAAUGUGUAUAUCUUUUUAAUAAUUUAACACUUUAUAUGCAACUUGCUCACACAAUCUUCACUGAAAAGUGUUUGAAAACCAUGUGCAGCCCCGUGUUAGCCUUGGUGUCUAGGUGAUCUACCUCAUGUUUAUCAUUGUGGUUGUGGGCUGAGAACAUAUGACAUUUAAGGCUAUUGUUGUUGAAAAUGUAUCAAUGUAAUAAAAUGGCUUCUAAAUUCA